CAUAACUGAUUCAGAUUCUCAUUAGCAGAGAGCUCAAUAAACAGUAACUUUAGAGAACUUUUUUUAGUUUUUAGAACGGUGUCACUGCAGAGAGACGAAUGUGAGACAAGUGCACAGUGAAGUUGACAAUCACAAGUACACCAUACAAAUAAUAUUCAUAAUAAAACAAAAUGUAACCAGACAUAUUUUUGUCAAAUUCUCCUGUUAAAAGUUGAUGGUGACGUCAUGUUGGUGUGUAACUUCUCCAGGUGUGUAGUCUAUCCUCUCCACUCGUCCCUGUCCAAUGAGGAGCAGCAGGCUGUGUUUACCCGCCCACAGAAUGGUGUUACCAAAAUCAUCAUUUCCACAAACAUUGCUGAAACUUCUGUCACCAUUGAUGAUGUGGUGUAUGUCAUAGACUCUGGACGGAUGAAAGAGAAAAGGUAUGAUGCCAGUCGCAGUAUGGAGAGUCUAGAAGAUGUGUGGGUGUCUCGUGCCAAUGCUCUUCAGAGAAAAGGCCGUGCUGGUCGUGUGGCAUCAGGGGUUUGCUUUCAUCUGUUUACAAGCCAUCGCUUUGAACACCAUCUGAGCCAACAGCAGCUGCCGGAGAUCCAGAGAGUUCCUCUGGAGCAGCUCUGUCUACGGGUUAAGGUGCUGGAGGUGUUUGCUGAGCGUCCUCUGGACUCUGUUUUCUCUCAGCUGAUUGAGCCGCCCACAGAAGGCAGUCUGGAAGCAGCUAAACAGCGCCUGUGUGCCCUUGGUGCCCUGACAGAUGAGGAGUCUCUAACUCCACUGGGCUGGCAUUUGGCCUGUCUGCCAGUGGACGUGCGAAUUGGUAAACUCAUGCUGCUGGGAGCCAUCUUCCGCUGCCUCGACCCUGCCCUCACCAUUGCUGCCAGCCUGGCCUUCAAGAGUCCAUUCGUGUCUCCAUGGGAUAAACGAGAAGAAGCUAAUGAGAAGAAGUUGGCUUUCUCUCUUGCGAACAGUGACCAUCUAGCUUUGAUGCAGGCGUACAAGGGUUGGUGUAACGCAGCUCAGAGCGGCUUUAAGGCUGGAUAUCAGUAUUGCAGAGAAAACUUCCUUUCAAUCCGAGGAUUACAGGAAAUAGCAUGUCUUAAAAGGCAGUUUGCUGAGCUCCUGUCUGACAUUGGCUUUGUGAAGGAUGGACUAAAGGCCAGGGUCAUUGAAAAAAUGAGCUCAAAGGGAAGUGAUGGGGUGCUGGAGGCUACAGGCUAUGAGGCCAACCUGAACUCCGACAACACAAAGCUGAUGUCAGCCAUGCUGUGUGCAGCCCUCUACCCUAAUGUAGUCCAGGUGAGAUCUCCCCAGAUGAAGUAUAAGCUCACUAGCAAAGGAGCUAUGAAGAUGCAGCCCAAAGCAGAGGAGCAGCGCUUCAUGACCAAGAGCGAUGGAGCUGUCCACAUUCAUCCCUCAUCUGUCAACUUCUCGGUGCGCCACUAUGACAGUCCGUACCUUGUGUACCAUGAAAAAGUGAAGACCAGUCGAGUGUUUAUCCGUGACUGUAGCAUGGUCUGUGUGUAUCCCAUGGUGCUGUUCGGUGGGGGACAAGUGAAUGUGGAACUGCAGCGUGGACAGUUCAUCAUCUCUCUGGAUGAUGGCUGGAUCAAAUUUGCUGCUGCAUCUCAUGAGGUAGCUGAGCUGGUGAAAGAGCUGCGAUGGGAGCUGGAUCAGCUUUUAGAAGAGAAGAUCAAAAAUCCCAGUAUGGAUCUGAUCAGCUGUCCUAGAGGAUCUCGCAUCAUACACACAAUUGUGUCACUUAUUUCAACACAGUAACGGUUUGUCAACCAAAUACAGAGGGGAUGUUCACCUGAAUACCUUAUAACACGAGUUCAAGAUUUUGUUGACGUUCAUUUUAGGUUCAUUUUCUUUCACAGACUAGUUUGUAGAGUUUUGAUAUUGUGUGAUUCUACACAAACAGGAUCUGAAUCAGAGUCCACAUUGGACUGCUUUCAAUAAAUAUCUAUAUUGAAAAAAAUUCUAACAGAAAGCAUGUGCAUGAAUCUUGAAUGUAUGGCUGAGAGGAAUAUGAACGCACUUAUUGUUAAAUAUUAUAAAAGGCAAUGGUGUUUUGAAUUCGUAACUUCUAUGAUGAUGAUGUGGGACUACUACUAUAGCUUUGAUAAUGCAUUAUCAAAGGUAUUGAACAUAAAAUGUCAAAAUGUGUGUAAUUAUUUAAAAAUAAACCAUUUUACUCCA
Messenger RNA from Danio rerio (zebrafish), 2196 nucleotides. Lineage: Eukaryota; Metazoa; Chordata; Actinopteri; Cypriniformes; Danionidae. The record is from RefSeq and is a predicted model, not a curated record.